This is a messenger RNA of Striga asiatica, 396 nucleotides long. Lineage: Eukaryota; Viridiplantae; Streptophyta; Magnoliopsida; Lamiales; Orobanchaceae. The record is from the annotation of a GenBank genome assembly.
AUGCUCCCCAGCCGAACCCCACCACGAGACCCCUUUUUCCUCCAUCCCCAAGCUAAAGUACAACAAUACCCCCAUGAAAGCCAGCCCCGCAUCAAGCGCUGCCGACAGAACAUAGUUGUACCUCUGCCACCAACCCUUUCUGUAUCGGUUGAAAAUCGUCCCCACAACUAUCCAGCUGUUGUAGUUGACCGACGAGGCCGGUGGCAUCAUAGCCGUGGCCCCGAGCAAAACGGGUAUGUUGAUCAGCUUUAUCCAUCCCUGGCUCGGGAACAACUUGUGGAAACCCCACACCACAACUGGGCCCAAUGCCCCGAUAAGGAAACACCAGUUGAGGGCUCCGUAAUUCCCGAGCACCCCGAAAAUCCUCUUGGGCCCCACAAGCCCCCAUAUAACUGA